AACCAUAAAAUGUUUUGCCUCCAAAAUUGUCAUCAACGCACAACAACUUUGUACAAUCCAACAAUUAUGGUAAAAUUCCAUUGAUGAUUGUUUCUUUACUCUCCCAUAUGGCGGGAUGAGGCUUCUUUUAAUCCGACACGGCGAGACCGUCGAUAAUGUUGCCAACGUAUAUGCCGGCGUCACAGACUCUGCACUAACGAAUCAUGGCGUAUUGCAAGCCAAUCGACUUGGCACCUAUCUCGCAGCUUCGAAAGUUUCCCGCAUAUUCUCUUCCGAUCUUCAGCGAGCUAUCAAGACAGCAGAAGCUAUUCGUGUUGCUCAGGACAAUAACUCUUCUUUCGAGGUGACAAAGCUUGAGCUCCUUCGAGAGCAAGACUUUGGUCACUAUGAAAAGAAAGCAUUUCAUGAACGUUCCAAAGAUUCAAACAAAAUUGGCAAGGGUGUUCAUUCUGAGGCACAACGAAUGGAUUCAGGGUUCAAAGAUGUGGAGUCGAAGGAAUCGAUGAAGAGGCGGAUGGAAACAUUCGUCAAUGAGCAUCUGAUCCACCUUCUCUACAUCGAUGAAGACAAUCUGAAUGAUUAUAUCAUUGCCAUCGUGGCCCAUGGUAUCAUUUUGAAUCAUCUCUGGCGAGCCAUCUUAAGAAGAUUCAAUCCAAAGAAUGUCUCAAUUGGUCCUGAUGUUCCACGUCCCGAACGUGGUCUGGAAUAUCUUGGUGGUUGGUCCAAUACGGGCUACUUGGAUCUGGAUAUCAAACCUAUACAAGAAGUGUCACCCUCUAAAGUUGGUUCGGUGCCUUCAGUAUUGGAUAAUCAAUCGAAUGUUCAAGACGCAUCGAAGCUUCCAAGUCAUGCUGUUGACAGGGUCGAGGCUACCAUGUCACUAACAAUAAAAUCUGUUAAUAAUAUAGAUCACCUCAAAGGGCUCAAGAAAACCCGAGGUGGACUGGGAAGCUUAAAACAUGAUUCCACUCAAAGAACCAUGGAUUCAUUCUUCAAAAAAAGGAAGCUUGGAUGACACAAUUUUGAUUUUGUACUCCAACAGGCAAAUUGCCUUCCACAGCGUAUGUUGAUUUCGUUUUUUGCCUCUCAAACUCCCCGUGUUCCAAUUUAGUUCUCCAAUAUUAUUAUACUUUAAAAGAUCAUAUGCUACCUCGCUAUGUUGCGAUUUCGUGAAUGCUGCUCAACCACCGUGAAUGCCUCCUUCAAUUGCACAUUGAUAAUAUGCAUCUUCCUUCCAUUACCCAUCCUACUAAUCAAAUGUACUGCAUCUACAUCUUAUGAUCCUCGCCUAUUCCUGUUGGCCCCUGUAAAAGUGGCAAAAUAGGCAAAAUAAGCGUCUCACCACCAACAACAGUCGUACGAUUUCUAAGCGAAAUAGUAUGAUGUCGUACGAUGGGACUCCUUCAUGAAUUUUUACUAGCGAAUGGGGUUGGAAGAUGUUUAGUAGUACGGGUGAUGAAGGAGAAUUCAAGGGAUUUGUUGCAUGUCUGAAUUUGGGCCCGAGUUUGUGCGGUGUAUGGUAUUGGAUGGGAGGCAAAGUGUGGGGGGGAAGAGCGAGGAACUGGGUGUGGAAAAGAUUUUGUUGCAUGUCUGAAUCUGAACCCGAG
This is a messenger RNA of Botrytis byssoidea, 1607 nucleotides long. RefSeq lists its product as uncharacterized. Lineage: Eukaryota; Fungi; Ascomycota; Leotiomycetes; Helotiales; Sclerotiniaceae. Gene Ontology annotation, cellular component: cytosol. Gene Ontology annotation, molecular function: fructose-2,6-bisphosphate 2-phosphatase activity. Gene Ontology annotation, biological process: fructose 2,6-bisphosphate metabolic process; positive regulation of DNA repair; regulation of pentose-phosphate shunt. The coding region runs from base 116 to 1015 and encodes 299 amino acids. The record is from RefSeq and is a predicted model, not a curated record. The transcript is spliced from 3 exons.